Parastagonospora nodorum SN15 is the source of this 1302-nucleotide messenger RNA. RefSeq lists its product as hypothetical. Bases 1 to 1302 code for a protein of 433 amino acids. The record is from RefSeq and is a predicted model, not a curated record. Gene Ontology annotation, biological process: carbohydrate metabolic process. The transcript is spliced from 4 exons. NCBI's taxonomy places the organism in Eukaryota, Fungi, Ascomycota, Dothideomycetes, Pleosporales, Phaeosphaeriaceae. Gene Ontology annotation, molecular function: hydrolase activity, hydrolyzing O-glycosyl compounds.
AUGACCUGGCAACGCUGCACAGGCACCGGCGGUAGCAGCUGCACUAACGUCAACGGUGAAAUCGUCAUCGACGCCAACUGGCGCUGGAUCCACGCCACCGGUGGCUACACGAACUGCUUCGACGGCAACGAAUGGAACAAGACAGCCUGUCCCUCCAACGCUGCUUGUACGAAGAACUGCGCCAUCGAAGGCUCAGACUAUCGUGGCACUUACGGUAUUACGACUUCGGGUAACUCCCUUACACUCAAGUUCAUUACUAAGGGCCAGUACUCGACGAAUGUUGGGUCGCGCACGUAUCUCAUGAAGGAUACGAACAACUAUGAGAUGUUCAACUUGAUUGGGAAUGAGUUCACGUUCGAUGUUGACCUCAGUCAGUUGCCUUGUGGCCUGAAUGGAGCACUGUACUUUGUCUCCAUGCCUGAGAAAGGCCAGGGCACACCUGGUGCCAAGUAUGGAACUGGUAAGCUUUCUCAGUGCUCAGUUCAUAUCUCAAAAACACUCACUGACGCUUGUGCUCGCGAUCUGAAGUUCGUCGGCGGUGAGGCGAAUGCUGAUGGAUGGCAAGCUUCCACGAGCGACCCCAAUGCUGGAGUUGGCAAGAAAGGCGCCUGCUGCGCUGAAAUGGAUGUUUGGGAAGCCAACUCCAUGUCCACCGCUCUGACACCCCACUCAUGCCAGCCCGAAGGCUACGCCGUCUGCGAAGAGAGCAACUGCGGCGGUACAUACUCCCUCGACCGCUAUGCAGGAACCUGCGAUGCCAACGGCUGUGACUUCAACCCGUACCGCGUCGGCAACAAAGACUUCUAUGGCAAAGGCAAGACAGUCGACACAUCCAAGAAGAUGACCGUCGUAACCCAAUUCCUCGGCACCGGCUCCGACCUCACCGAGCUCAAGCGCUUCUACGUCCAAGACGGCAAGGUCAUUUCCAACCCGGAGCCCACCAUCCCGGGUAUGACCGGCAACUCCAUCACACAGAAAUGGUGUGAUACACAGAAGGAGGUUUUCAAGGAGGAGGUGUACCCAUUCAACCAGUGGGGCGGUAUGGCAUCCAUGGGCAAGGGCAUGGCGCAGGGCAUGGUGCUGGUUAUGAGUCUGUGGGACGAUCACUACUCGAACAUGCUGUGGCUUGAUUCUACGUAUCCGACUGAUCGUGAUCCGGAAUCUCCUGGUGCGGCGCGUGGGGAGUGCGCGAUUACGAGUGGCGCGCCGGCGGAGGUCGAGGCGAAUAAUCCGGAUGCGUCGGUUAUGUUCUCGAACAUCAAGUUUGGUCCCAUCGGGUCUACUUUCCAGCAGCCUGCUUAG